Messenger RNA from Cercocebus atys (sooty mangabey), 1306 nucleotides. RefSeq names its product keratin, type II cytoskeletal 2 oral-like. Gene Ontology annotation, biological process: keratinization; intermediate filament organization. The transcript has 7 exons. Gene Ontology annotation, molecular function: structural constituent of skin epidermis. The record is from RefSeq and is a predicted model, not a curated record. The coding region runs from base 20 to 1306 and encodes 428 amino acids. Gene Ontology annotation, cellular component: keratin filament. Lineage: Eukaryota; Metazoa; Chordata; Mammalia; Primates; Cercopithecidae.
CUGAAUUUGUAUUUGAGGGAUGAGUCGACCUGCCAUCAGCUUUGUGAUGUAUGAAGAUGAGAUUAACAAGUUCACAGCUGCAGAGAAUGACUUUGUGGUCCUGAAGAAGGACGUUGAUGCUGCCCACAUGACCAAAGUGGAGCUGGAGGCCACGGUGGAGAGGAUGACAGGUGAGAUCAACCUCCUGAAGGCCCUCUACGAUUGGGAGCUGUCCCAGAUACAGUCAGACACCAGCAACAUGUCUGUGGUUCUUUCCAUGGACAACAACCACUGCCUGGACCUGGGCAACAUCAUUGCCAAGGUCCGCACCCAGUACGAUGAGAUUGCCCAGAGGAGCAAGGCUGAGGCCGAGGCACUUUUCUGGACACAGCUGGGGGAGCUGCAGACCAUGGCCAGCAGGCAUGGGGAUGACCUGAGGAACACCAAGAGUGAGAUCAUGGAGCUCAACAGGAUGAUCCAGAGGCUGUGGGUGGAGAUCGAGAGCAUCGAGAAGCAGAACGCCAAGCUGCAGACGACCAUCACUGAUGCAGAGCAGUGCCGGGAGGUGGCCCUCAAGGACACUAAUGCCAGGCUUCAGGACAUCAAGUAUGGACUGCAGCAGGCCAAAGAGGACCUGGCCUUGCUGCUUUGCACGUACCAGGUGCUGAUGAAUGUCAAGCUGGCCCUGGACGUGGAGAUCACCACCUACGGGACCCUCCUGGAGGGCGAGGAGUGCAGGGUGUCUGGGAGGUACCACAGUUCCGUGAGCCUCGGUGAGUAUUGGGUUAUUUCUCUGGGAAAGGGCUGGAGGCCUCGGAAUGCAGUUUCUCAAGCCAUGUGCCAGCGCUGGUGCGGGGCCAUCCAGCCUGCAGGCUGUAAAAGCUGUUGGUGGCGGUUUUGGAGAAGCCAACCUCCCCUCCCCUCCCUGAAGCCUGUCCUCCCCACGCCUUGCCGGAUCUCCGCGGGGCGUCACCCUGGGGAAGACCUGCGGCCCGGGACUGUGGGGGGGCGGGGGGGGGCGGGGGGCGCGGGGGCUUCUCUGGUUCCGGGACUUCUGCGCCGCCAGUCGGGGUGGCGGCGGCGGCAGCAGCAGCGCGGCCAGCAUCUCACAAAACUCCUCCCAGAGCCGGCGGUCCCGCCACAAAUUCUGAACCCGGCGCCAGAGGCGUCCUCGGACCAGCCUCCUUCGCCCUCGGCAGGCCCCGCUCUGAGCUCCCCCGCACCCCCGCGGGGCCCCUUCCCUCCGCUGCUUCUCACCUGUGCCCCUGAGCCCCGCAUUCCCAGACGGCUGGCAUCGCAGCAACCCGAAAGUUGCUGGGAUGGAUGA